Messenger RNA from Jaculus jaculus (lesser Egyptian jerboa), 2510 nucleotides. RefSeq names its product zinc finger protein 420-like. The record is from RefSeq and is a predicted model, not a curated record. The transcript is spliced from 5 exons. The coding region runs from base 233 to 2365 and encodes 710 amino acids. Gene Ontology annotation, biological process: regulation of transcription by RNA polymerase II. Lineage: Eukaryota; Metazoa; Chordata; Mammalia; Rodentia; Dipodidae. Gene Ontology annotation, molecular function: DNA-binding transcription factor activity; RNA polymerase II cis-regulatory region sequence-specific DNA binding.
CUUCCGCAGUGCGCGCCUUUGUGUCGGAGCGCGCGGCCCGUCCUGCAGCUCGGGGACGCCGGGACCGUUUCCUUCCUGGAGUUUGGGGGCUUCGGUUCCCACUGUGCGGCCCGAGCCACCGUGCGGCGGGAGAGCGGACGGAACCGCUGGCGUUGGGGACGCCGGACAUGAAUACUCUGUGAAACUUUGCUGCAGUGGGAUCAAGAGAGGAUACUAUACCCAGGAUCUAGACAUGGAGUUGGUAUCAUUUGAAGACAUAGUUGUGGAGUUCACCUGGCAAGAGUGGCAGGACCUGGAUGUUGAUCAGCAAAACCUCUACAGGAAUGUGAUGCUAGAGAACUACAAUAGCCUGGUGUCCUUGGGGAAGUGUAGCACAAAACCAGAUUUGAUCUUCAAGUUGGAACAUGGAUUUCCACCAUGGAGUGUAGCAGAAAAAUCAAUUAAGAAUCUUUCAGAAUUAAAAGGUCAACAAUGCCAGGAUGCUGAGAGGCCAUAUGAAUUUGAUGAAUGUGUGAAUGAUUAUUACAACAUGUCAAAACUCAACAUGCAUCAGAGACCUCGUACAAGCCAGAAGCCACAUAUAUGUAAUGAAUGUGGGAAAUCUUUCUCUGCCAAGUCAGACCUUAAUGAACAUCAAAGAACCCACACAGGUCACAAUUCAUACAUAUGUAAUGAAUGUGGAAAACCUUUCCCAGUUAUAUCAGAUCUCAGAAAACAUCAAAGAACUCAUACAGGAAAGAAGCCUUGUGAAUGUAAUGAAUGUGGGAAAGCUUUCAUCUCUAUGUCAAAACUCACUAGGCACCAAAGAACUCAUACAGGUGAGAAGCCCUAUGAAUGUAAUGAAUGUGAGAAAGCUUUCAUCUCCAAGUCACUGCUCACUAUGCAUCAGAGAAUUCAUACAGGUGAGAGGCCAUAUGAAUGUAAUGAAUGUGACAAAGCUUUCAUCUCUAAGCAACAGCUCACUAUGCACCAGAGAACUCAUACAGGGGAGAGGCCAUACAAAUGUAAUGAAUGUGGGAAAACUUUCAUCACUAAGCCACAGCUCACUAUGCACCAGAGAGCUCAUACAGGCGAGAGGCCAUAUGAAUGUAGUGAAUGUGGGAAAGAUUUCAUCUCUAAGCCACAGCUCACUUUGCACCAGAGAAAUCACACAGGCGAGAGGCCAUAUACAUGUAAUGAUUGUGGGAAAGCUUUCAUCUCCAAGUCAAAACUCACUGUGCACCAGAGAAUUCAUUCAGGGGAGAAGCCAUAUGAAUGUAGUGAGUGUGGAAAAGCUUUCCUCUCUAUAUCAAAACUCACUGUACACCAGAGAAUUCAUACAGGAGAGAAGCCUUAUGAAUGUAAUGAAUGUGGGAAAGCUUUCAUCUCCGCAUCAAAACUCACUGUACACCAGAAAAUUCAUACAGGGGAGAAGCCUUAUGAAUGUAAUGAAUGUGGUAAACUUUUCCUUUUCACAUCAGAGCUUAGAACACAUCAGAGAACUCAUACAGGGGAAAGGCCAUAUGCAUGUAGUCACUGUGGGAAAGCUUUCAUCUCCACAUCAAAACUCAAUAGGCACCAAAGAAUUCAUACAGGUGAGAAACCAUAUGAAUGUAAUGAGUGUGGGAAAGGUUUUAUGUAUAAGGCACAGCUCACUAUGCAUCAGAGAACUCACACAGGGGAGAAGCCAUAUGAGUGUAAUGAAUGUUGGAAAGCUUUCAUCUCUAAGCAACAGCUCACUAUGCACCAGAGAAAUCACACUGGUGAAAGGCCACAUGAAUGUAAUGAAUGUGGGAAAGGUUUCAUGUCUAAGCCACAGCUCACCAUGCACCAGAGAACUCACUCAAGAGAUAGGCCCUAUGAGUGUCAUGAAUGUGGGAAAUCUUUUGUCUCCACAUCAAAACUCACUGAGCACCAGAGAACUCAUACAGGGGAGAAGCCUUAUGAAUGUAAUGAAUGUGGAAAACCUUUCCUUGCCAAAUCAAGUCUUAGUCGACAUCUGAGAAGUCAUACAGGGGAGAAGCCAUAUAAAUGUAAUGAAUGUGGAAAAGCUUUCAUCUCCAAGUCAUAUCUUACUAUACACCAGAGAAUUCAUACAGGUGAGAAGCCAUAUAAAUGUAAUGAGUGUGGGAAAGCUUACAUCUCUAAGGCACAGCUUACUAUGCACCAGAGAACACAUAUAAGUAAAAGACCACAUGAAAGUAAUGAAUAUUGGAAAGUUCUUACCUCUAAGUCAGAGCUUACUAUGCACCAGAAUUCUUAUACAGGUGAGAUGCCAUAUGCAUGUGAUGAAUAUGGGAAAAUAUUCCCUAUACACCAGGGUAGUAAUAUGGGUGAGGAGCUAUAUGAAUGUGAUGAACAUGAAGAACCUUUCCUUUCCAAAUAAGAGCUUAGUAGGUGUCAGUGAGCUUAUACAGGAUAGAAGGUAUAUGAAUAUGGGAAGCCUUCCCCUGCCAAACCAGAUAUUAAUAAACAUUAGAGAGUUCAUACAGGUGCAAAAACAUAUGAAUAUAAUUUAUGUGAGAGAGCUU